CUGCCUACGCAAUAGUUGUCCUUUUCAAUCCCUAGUACAACGUAUCACUUUCGCAUACAUCCUGCAGGGACUACAAAUAGAAUACAUAGGGGGGAUAAAAAUUACAUGCAGAGCGACAUACUUCUUGAUUUUCGCUUUCAAACUUGGAGCCGACGACGUUCAGUUUCAUACAUGGUUAUAAUUAUCCCGGUUGGAAAAAAAAGGGCGAGACAUAUUAGCG
Messenger RNA from Amoebophrya sp. A120, 220 nucleotides. NCBI's taxonomy places the organism in Eukaryota, Dinophyceae, Syndiniales, Amoebophryaceae. The record is from the annotation of a GenBank genome assembly.